CCGUCCUCCAAACCCAUUAAACGGUGACCGGGUCGGAUGGUUUAUCUAAUCUGGCGAACCUUUAUCCACAAUUCCAUCUGGAGUGAAAAACACCGUCCAAUGACACCUGUAUGGACCAAGAAGCACAUUGGUUCACGCGCAGCACUAGCCAGAAGAGGUAUUUAUUUUCCACCAAACUUUCCCUUCCCUGCCCUCCGACGCCUCCCCUUCUCUAUCUUUUCCUUCCUCGCUCUCUCUCUCUGUCUCUCUCUCUCUCUCUCUAUAUAUAUAUAUCCCCAUCCACGUUUGGAUACAGAUUUGGAGGGAGACAGAGGCUGUGAAAUUUUGUUGAAAGCGUUGUCAAUACAGAAGAAGGGAGAUGGAGGGCAAAAACAACAGUAAUUUCAGAGGAAAGGAGGACAUGGGUACGGUUGCAGUUCAUAGCCAAGUGAGAAAAAUAAAGCAGGAAUCGGAGCAAAUCAUCGACCGGUCACAUGGACUGCCUGAGAUGAGACCUGUUUUAAGAGAGAUUUCUAGACAGCAGCUUUCUCGGUCUCCUUUGGGGUUAAAUGGCAGACCAAUCUCUGUUGGUCCCUGGAGAGAGCCUUAUGAAUCAGUUUGAUUAAAAUCUUUUCAAAAAGAAUAAAGUACUGUUCAAACAGCUCAUGGAAGAAUUAGUCUCCUGUUUUCACAUAGAAUUUCAUCACUCUUUCUUCCUCUCUCUCCCCCUCCCUCUUUGCACAUCUUUGUAUAUAUAUAUAUGGGUAUAGUUUAAUUUCAGUAGGUUUAUUGAAAA
Messenger RNA from Durio zibethinus, 775 nucleotides. RefSeq lists its product as uncharacterized. The record is from RefSeq and is a predicted model, not a curated record. NCBI's taxonomy places the organism in Eukaryota, Viridiplantae, Streptophyta, Magnoliopsida, Malvales, Malvaceae.